Trifolium pratense (red clover) is the source of this 719-nucleotide messenger RNA. Its product is annotated as zinc finger protein ZAT11-like. The transcript has a single exon. The coding region runs from base 91 to 603 and encodes 170 amino acids. Lineage: Eukaryota; Viridiplantae; Streptophyta; Magnoliopsida; Fabales; Fabaceae. The record is from RefSeq and is a predicted model, not a curated record.
UAAUCCCAACUCAUUCUCAACUUCACCCAUAUCACAUUCAUAAAUUCUUAAUUACUUUCACUUCAAUUUGUUAAUUCAAGCUAAGUAGACAUGAAAAGACAACGGGAUAUAGAAGGGUUAGAAAGCAUAGAUUUAGCAAAUUGUCUAAUGAUGCUCUCUUAUCCCCAAAAACAACAAAACAAUAAACCAAAUCAAAAAAGUUUUGGGCCAAUGGAAUAUGAGUGCAAAACAUGCAACAAAAAAUUCUCAUCAUUUCAAGCACUUGGUGGCCAUAGGGCUAGUCAUAAAAGAUCAAAAUUUGAAGGGGAUGAACUCAUCAAAGCAAAUGCAUUGACUUUGGGAAAUAAACCCAAAAUGCAUGAAUGUUCCAUUUGUGGUCAAGAAUUUUCUUUGGGACAAGCAUUAGGUGGACACAUGAGAAGACAUAAAGCUAUCAUCAAUGAAGAGGUUGUUUCUUCAACGGAAAAAGUUGUGAAGUUACCAAUUUUAAAGAGAUUGAAUAGUACAAGGAUUAUGUGCUUGGACUUGAACUUGACACCAUUAGAGAAUGAUUUGAAGUUAUUGUUUGGAAAGAUGGCUCCCAAUCUUGAUGUUUUAGUCUGAUCAAUGACCAAUUCUUUGUUGCUGCAUAGAUUCUUUGUUAAUUGAUCACCAUUAAUUUUUUGUAUUUUAUUCUUUCAAUUAAUUCUUAACAUAUAUGAACAUUUAUUUUUAUCUCA